UGAUUUUGUGUGAUUUUAAUCCAAAACCCAUCAAAUCAAUAUUGGAUUUUUCUUGGCUUAAUUUCUCGUGAGGUUUUUUUUUUUUUGAUCAGGUGAUUCAAGGGAUCAACUUUCUCGAUUGGGGGUACUUUUUGUUGAUUUCAAAGAGAUGAAUUUCAGGAGCCUGGAGGACUUUUGGGCCUUUUAUGUGAAUCAGCACUCGAAACCAUCGACAAGACGCUGGCACUUUGCUGGCACACUCUUGAGUAUUGUGUUGUUUAUAUAUUCUAUGUUGUUUAACUGGUGGUUCUUGGUGUUUGUGCCAAUAUGUGGUUAUGGAUUUGCCUGGUACAGUCAUUUCUUUGUGGAAGGGAAUGUUCCUGCCACUUUUGGGCAUCCCUUUUGGUCCCUUUUAUGUGACUUCAGGAUGUUUGGGUUGAUGCUUACUGGGAAAAUGGAUAGAGAGAUCAAGAGGCUUGGAAAGAGACCUAUCUUACAGGGCUUCUGAGGGUUCUUAUGUAAAAACCUCCCCCCUCCCCCCCUCCUUUCUGUUAAAUUCAUGAUACAAUUACUUGUAUUUCAUCUGUUUUCUAGGAUGCUUUCAGCUCUAGUUGAACUCUUGUUUUACAUCUUGCCUCUGACAAUGUUUAAUCACGUUUCUGUUAAACUUAUGAUGAAUAACUGAGUAGAAUUGAUUGAUGAACAGCAAUAAUUUGAGACUUAGCUGGAUGUUGUUGGUGUAAA
This is a messenger RNA of Gossypium arboreum, 723 nucleotides long. RefSeq lists its product as uncharacterized. The coding region runs from base 149 to 487 and encodes 112 amino acids. NCBI's taxonomy places the organism in Eukaryota, Viridiplantae, Streptophyta, Magnoliopsida, Malvales, Malvaceae. The transcript has a single exon. The record is from RefSeq and is a predicted model, not a curated record.